Messenger RNA from Phasianus colchicus (ring-necked pheasant), 3560 nucleotides. RefSeq names its product Rho GTPase activating protein 8 (gene ARHGAP8). Gene Ontology annotation, biological process: negative regulation of endocytic recycling; small GTPase-mediated signal transduction. Gene Ontology annotation, cellular component: cytoplasm. The record is from RefSeq and is a predicted model, not a curated record. Gene Ontology annotation, molecular function: GTPase activator activity. Lineage: Eukaryota; Metazoa; Chordata; Aves; Galliformes; Phasianidae.
AUCCAGUUUUUAAACACAUCCAGGGAUGGUGACUCAACCACCUCCCUGGGGAGCCUAUUCCAGAGUUUAACAACCCUUUCUAUAGAGAAGGUUUACCUGAUAUCCAACCUAAACUUACCCUGGUGCAACUUGAGGCCAUUUCCCCUCAUCUUGUCACCUGUCACUGGUGAGAAGAGACCAACCCCGCUCUCACUGCAUUACCUUUGAAGAUCACAAUUUGAAGAGAGCAAUAAGGUCUCCUCUCCCCUCACCCUCCUUUUCCCCAGACUAAACAGCCUCAGUUCCUUUAGUUGCUCCUUUCAGGACAUAUUCUCCAACCCCUUCACAAGCUUUGUUGCCAUUCUUUGAAUGUUCACUCCUGUACUCAGACGGCAACUCUCAAAAACUUGAUAUCUGAUUUUUCUUUCCCCUUCAUCAACAGAGGCAUUAAAAUGAGAUUAAUUUCCAUAUCUUGUUUUUGCAUCCGGUUUUAUUCUCCUACUCCCCACUGGACCAAUUCAGUUAAACCCCAGGCUACACGAGUGCGGAGCUGGGACGGUGAGCGACCCUUCAGGGCGGCAGCACCCUCAGCCUCACGCCUCCUGCCAGCUCCUGCAGCGGGAAGGGAAAGUGAAAGGAUCUGGGACGUCGCUGUGCCUCUUCCUCGCGGCCUGACUGGCUUUAAGCCGCCCCGGGGCAGACUGUCCCCUCUCUCCCCUCUGCGUGCCUGAGGUGAGGGCGGCCGCCUCGAGCUUCGCCUCCUCCAGGGGGCUGGAGGCUCCGUGCCCCGAUCCGGCCUCGCUCCUCCUCCGGCCGCCCGCAGGUGAGGCCGGCCCCGGGGCGGUGCUGUUGCUGCCGCUGCCGCCCGCCCGCUCUCCUCGUCCCGUCCCGGCCUAGGGAAGCACCUGUGGUGCCCGCCGGCCCCACCGCCGCCGCCAGGCUUGACCCAAGGACAAUUUCAUCCCACAAGAAUCGGCCAGCAAGAUCUGCAUAGGCUUCUUCCUAAGGGGAAUCAUGUCUGAGAUUGACUACGAGAAGUUAGCCGAAAUAGAACUGCAGAAAGAUGAAGCAGAAGAUACACAGUCAGGACAAGAUAAAAUGUUUACGCCUCCACCACUUGAGGAUCCUGAGCUAGAUAUCAAUCAUCCCUACUAUGAUGUUGCAAGACAUGGCAUCAUCCAAUUAGCAGGUGAUGACAAUUCUGGAAGAAAGGUGAUUACCUUCAGUUGCUGCCGUAUGCCCCCCUCCCACCAGCUCAAUCACACCAGAUUGCUGGAGUACUUGAAGUAUACUCUGGAACAGUAUGUAGAGAAUGAUUAUACAGUUGUCUACUUUCACUACGGCCUGAAGAGUCUCAAUAAGCCAUCACUGAAAUGGUUACAAACUGCCUACAAAGAAUUCGACAGGAAGUAUAAGAAAAACCUGAAAGCACUCUAUGUUGUACAUCCAACCAACUUCAUAAAAAUUCUGUGGAAUAUUUUUAAACCUCUUAUAAGCCAUAAGUUUGGGAAAAAAGUCACCUACUUGAACCAUUUAAGCGACCUGAGAGAACAUCUCAAAUAUGACCAGCUUAAUAUUCCUCAAGAAGUCAUCCGACAUGAUGAAAAUCUUCGGGGGAAACACAAAGGAAAACUGCCACCUGUGGUCAAGGUUCCUCCACCAAGACCACCUCUACCUACCCAGCAAUUUGGAGUCAGCCUGCAAUAUAUCAAGGACAAAAAUAGCGGUGAACUAAUUCCCCCAGUAAUGAAGGAAACUGUGUCCUACCUAAAAAGAAAAGGACUACAAGUAGAGGGCCUCUUCAGAAGGUCAGCCAGCAUCCAGACUAUCAAAGAUGUUCAAAAGCUCUACAACCAGGGCAAGCCUGUAAAUUUUGAUGACUAUCAUGAUAUCCAUGUUCCUGCUGUUAUCCUAAAGACCUUCCUUAGGGAACUUCCUCAGCCAUUGCUAACCUUCGAAUGUUAUGAUCCUAUUGUUGGAAUUACCAGUGUGGAGAGCUGUUUACGAGUAACCAGAUGUAAACAAAUCAUUCAAGGACUUCCUGAACACAAUUAUGUUGUUCUGAAAUAUCUGAUAUGCUUUCUCCAUAUGGUUUCACAGGAGAGCAUAUAUAACAGAAUGACAGCAUCCAGCCUGGCCUGUGUCUUUGGCUUGAAUUUGAUCUGGCCAUCUAAAGGAACAGCUUCUCUGAGUGCUCUGGUGCCUCUGAAUCUCUUCACUGAACUACUAAUAGAUUUCUACAUGAAUAUAUUCAACUCCCGAACAGUGCCUGGUGAGAUCUUACCUUAAUGCUCCCAGAAAGGGAAGUGGAGUUUGGCUGUCUGAAGGAAAGGUCUGAGCAUCUCAACCGCCAGAGCAGUUCUUGCAAAAGACAUUUUCAAUUCUAUGCCUUUCCAAGUACCAAAGAUAGUGAGGGAAGUUCUCUAUUGCAUAUAUUCUCCUCUCAUAAGGGAACCAUGUACAGGUUAAAUAUGAUAGGUUAAAGUGAAACCCCUUAUUCAACUUCAGCAGUUCUGAUACAUUUUAAAAAAAACAACAACUGUGACUGUAGGUGAUGCUGUUAUUUGUGUAAAGAUCUGAACACCUCACUAUAUGACAUUAUUUACUGGGACCAUGCGGAACUAAGUUCUGGACCACUCCUGUCUGUACAGUUUUCUAUUAUUAAUAUUAUUAUUUGAAUACAAGUCUGUUAGAGAUUUCUGUAAUAAGUUAAUAAAGAUGGAAUUGAUUUUUAAGAUACCAAAAUUUCUAGAACUACUUUUCCCUAUAUUUAAAAGUGUCUUGUUUUAUGCAGGAGCACUCCUGAUGUUUGGGCUGCAUGCUUCUGCAGUUUAAGUUAAUAGAAAUUUGUUCUUCACAUUGAUUUCUCUACAAAGCAAUAACAACAGCAACUUGGGUAACAUACCUAAUGCCACUUGAAUGCCUUUAAAGUCUGUUCUUAGUCUCAAUGUGAAUAAUUAGCUAACAGAAAGGCAGUGUUUCCUUUCUAACUGUGCCAUUAAUAUUGCUUGUAUUUGAUGAACUCUAAAACACUACUCUUUCAUUGUUAAUUAGUGUAAUGAAGUUAUCAUUAUAUUUGCCUGCAAAACAAAAGCAAAUUAACCAAUGGUAUGAAAAAGGCAAACAGUAUUUUCCCUAAAGUUCAGAUCUUCCUACUUCUGUAUAGAAGUACAGAAUUAGUGGGACUUCAAUAAAACUAAUAAUCUCUGGAGAACGAUUUAGCCAUCCCCUGCUCUGCAAACACAAAACCUGUCUGUAUCCUGAAGGUUCUAGUUGCUAGCUGAGGGCUUGGCCAUCCUCUCAACAGUUAUGAGUUGCCUCCCUAUGUAGCAGAUGCAACAAGACCUUAUUGUGCUGGGUGAAGAUUAUUUGUUCUUGUCAGAACAAUUUAGGAAAAUUACCAAGCAUCCAGAAGGCUGUGGCAUGCUGGAUCUGCCAGGCCUUCUUUUGUUCAGUGGGUGUCAUCUAUAGCAUUAGACAAUUAUUAAAAAUAGAAAAAUACAGAGGCUUUGGAGCAAGACAAAUUAGGGUCAAAUUUCACAUCACAGUUGUAUAUUUUCCCAUGUCCUCAAGUGCUCUUA